AUGACCCGUGAAGGAGAAGGUGUACGCCUUGUGCAAUCGAUGAUUCCAAGUUUUCUCGAUUUCGAUGUUAAAGAUUCGUCAUUCUUUGGGAAAUGGAAUCGAUUACCUCCACCGAAAGAAGUGCAGGCACGAGCCAAAACCCAACAUCUUGCUGGAGUGAAUCCAGACCGAAGGAAAGUUUAUUCAAUGUCUGCCCCGUAUGUGAGACUAUCACCUGUCCUUUUCAAAGAGAUGGGCCUAUUCGUUAAGUGGGGAAGCACUGUUCAAAUAUCCGAAGCUCAGUGCCUGUAUGCUGUCCGUCGAUUCCUCAAAGGCGAUGUUCCUGUCCCCGAGGUGUAUGGUUGGCGCACAGACAGGAAUGAGAAAUAUAUUUAUAUGGAAUAUGUAAAGGGGAAAACCCUAGAGCAAGUAUGGGGUAUUAUGGGACAUGAUGAUAAAACUAGCAUCUGUCACGAACUCCGAACAGUUCAUCGGCGCCUACGUCAGUUCGAACAGGACCCAGAGGGUACAUACAUAGGCAACAUUGCGCGGGAACCUCUUUAUGAUAGAGCAUUUCAUGUAAACUAUAUGGAUGAAGCAGGACCAUUUGUUACAGUUUGCAACUUUCACAACUGGUUCACAUUCCUUUACCGGAGACCACUGCAAAAUCCAUACUCAGUCCCAGUGGAACCAUUUCGCCAAGACCUUCCAGAUAACUGUGCAAUCAAGUUCACCCAUGGUGAUCUCCAUCGCAGUAACAUCCUCAUCACACCCUUUCCCCCAUAUCAUAUUCUGGCAGUUGUUGACUGGGAGCAGUCAGGCUGCUUACCUUUGUACUGGGAAUCUCGCAAGGCGCAAUAUACUGCCGUUAGGAGCGAUGAAUGGUCAAUGACCUAUCUGCCGAUAAUUUUGGACCAGUUCGCUAGUACUUGGGAUCCAUGGGACUACUAUACAACGGCCAUGGGAUGCUAG
This is a messenger RNA of Monascus purpureus, 951 nucleotides long. The record is from the annotation of a GenBank genome assembly. NCBI's taxonomy places the organism in Eukaryota, Fungi, Ascomycota, Eurotiomycetes, Eurotiales, Aspergillaceae.